AUGAAGCCACACUACUGCUUGUUCACUUUGGUGGUGUAUGCUUUUAUUCCUACUGCAUUUUUCCUGAAUGAUGUAGAAUACAACAGAACAAUAGCAGUAGAAGCAAAUCACACUACUUACAAUGGCUCCUUUCACCCAACUUUUGAAACCUUAUCUAAUACCCACACAAGUGGUAAUUUCGUCAUAGCCAAAGAGGGGACCAGUGUUUUGAUUCAGUGUCUUCUCACCACCAGCCAUUAUGAAGACAUUCUUUGGUACAAUUCCAAAGGGCCAUUGCCUGAUCAAGAAAGAGGAGGUGGAAAAUGGUUGAUCUUCAGAAACUACCUGAAUAUCACCAAUGUAACCUUUGAUGACCGUGGUCUCUAUACCUGUCUAAUCACUUCUCCAGUCUAUUACUCUUAUUCUGUCACCCUAAGAGUUAUCUUCACUUCGGGAGAUAUGAGCAUCUACUACAUGAUUGUAUGCCUGAUUGCCUUCACAAUAACUCUCAUCUUGAAUAUUACACGACUGUGCAUGAUGAGUAGCCACCUUCGAAAGACUGAGAAAGCCAUCAAUGAAUUCUUUAGGACAGAAGGCGCAGAGAAGCUUCAGAAGGCCUUUGAGAUUGCCAAACGGAUUCCCAUCAUUACUUCAGCCAAGACCCUAGAACUGGCCAAAGUUACACAGUUUAAGACCAUGGAGUUUGCCCGAUAUAUAGAGGAACUGGCAAGAAGCGUUCCUCUCCCACCUCUCAUUCUUAAUUGUAGGGCAUUUGUAGAGGAGAUGUUUGAAGCAGUGAGGGUGGAUGAUCCUGAUGACAUGGGAGAAAGAAUCAAAGAAAGACCAGCAUUAAGCGCCCAAGAUGGUAUCUAUGUCAUCACUUCAGAUAUUGGGCGUAGUAAUUCCCCAGAAGGAGAUUCAGAGGAUGGCUCUCUGAAUGAGCAGGGCCAGGAGAUAGCAGUUCAAGUUUCUGUUCAUCUUCAGUCGGAAACUCAAAGCAUUGGUACAGCUUCUCAAAACAGCUGUCAUUCCAAUGCAUCUGAAGAUUUAGGAUCUCCUGAACUCAACUCUAACUGCAAAGAUGGAGCAUCUGAAAGUUAA
Molecule: messenger RNA, 1080 nt
Organism: Gracilinanus agilis (Agile Gracile Mouse Opossum)
Lineage: Eukaryota; Metazoa; Chordata; Mammalia; Didelphimorphia; Didelphidae
Gene: MFAP3
Product: microfibril associated protein 3
Exons: 2
Coding region: 1-1080 (359 amino acids)
Source: RefSeq, a predicted model, not a curated record